This is a messenger RNA of Tupaia belangeri chinensis (Chinese tree shrew), 4800 nucleotides long. RefSeq names its product mitogen-activated protein kinase 8 interacting protein 3 (gene MAPK8IP3). Gene Ontology annotation, biological process: vesicle-mediated transport. Gene Ontology annotation, molecular function: signaling receptor complex adaptor activity; JUN kinase binding; kinesin binding. NCBI's taxonomy places the organism in Eukaryota, Metazoa, Chordata, Mammalia, Scandentia, Tupaiidae. Gene Ontology annotation, cellular component: cytoplasm. The record is from RefSeq and is a predicted model, not a curated record.
GGGUGUCGGGCCUGGCGGGCUCCAUCUACCGCGAGUUCGAGCGCCUCAUCCACUGCUACGACGAGGAGGUGGUCAAGGAGCUUAUGCCGCUCGUGGUGAACGUGCUGGAGAACCUGGACUCGGUGCUCAGCGAGAACCAGGAGCACGAGGUGGAGCUGGAGCUGCUGCGCGAGGACAACGAGCAGCUGCUCACCCAGUACGAGCGCGAGAAGAAGUUCAUCGAGUUUGAAGACGCGCUGGAGCAGGAGAAGAAGGAGCUGCAGGUGCAGGUGGAGCACUACGAGUUCCAGACGCGUCAGCUCGAGCUGAAGGCCAAAAACUACGCAGACCAGAUUUCCCGGCUGGAGGAGCGGGAAUCGGAGAUGAAAAAGGAGUACAACGCUCUGCACCAGCGACACACGGAGAUGAUCCAGACCUACGUGGAGCACAUCGAGAGGUCCAAGCUGCAGCAGGUCGGGGGCAGCGGCCAGACGGAGAGCAGCCUGCCCGGGAGGAGGAAGGAGCGUCCCAGCUCCCUGAACGUCUUCCCGCUGCGGACCGCACAGUACGUGCAGGCGGACGGCACGGUACGUGCACAGACACGGGGCCAGCUGGGGCCUGCGGGGGACCACUGGCGCCUGAGCGACCUCGGCCAGCUGCAGUCCGGCUCCAGCUACCAGUGUCCGCACGACGAGAUGUCUGAGUCCGGGCAGUCCUCAGCUGCAGCCACGCCCAGCACCACGGGCACCAAGUCUAACACGCCCACGUCCUCCGUGCCCUCGGCCGCAGUCACACCCCUCAACGAGAGCCUGCAGCCCCUGGGGGACUAUGGCGUCAACACCAAGAACAGCAAGCGGGCUCGCGAGAAGCGCAACAGCCGCAACAUGGAAGUCCAGGUCGCUCAGGAGAUGCGCAACGUCAGCAUAGGCAUGGGCAGCAGUGACGAGUGGUCUGAUGUCCCAGACACCAUUGACUCCACUCCAGAGUUGGACGUGUGUCCUGAGACGCACCUGGACCGCACAGGAAGCAGCCCCACCCAGGGCAUCGUGAACAAGGCGUUCGGCAUCAACACCGACUCUCUGUACCACGAGCUCUCCACGGCAGGGUCCGAGGCCAUCGGGGAUGUGGACGAAGGGGCUGACCUCCUAGGGGAGUUCUCAGUACGCGAUGAUUUUUUUGGAAUGGGCAAAGAAGUGGGCAACCUGCUGCUGGAGAACUCCCAGCUUCUGGAGACCAAAAACGCCUUGAACGUGGUGAAGAAUGACCUCAUCGCCAAGGUCGACCAGCUGUCAGGGGAGCAGGAGGUGCUGAGGGGGGAGCUGGAAGCCGCCAAGCAGGCCAAAGUCAAGCUGGAGAGCCGGGUCAGAGAGCUGGAGGAGGAGCUGAGACGAGCGAAGUCAGAGGUCAUCGUUGCCCGCCGUGACCCCAAAGAAGAGGUGGAGGAUGUAAGCAGCUACCUCUGUACAGAACUGGACAAGAUCCCCAUGGCCCAGCGCCGCCGCUUCACGCGGGUGGAGAUGGCCCGAGUGCUCAUGGAGCGGAACCAGUACAAGGAGCGGCUGAUGGAGCUGCAGGAGGCUGUACGGUGGACCGAGAUGAUCAGAGCAUCCCGAGAACACCCGUCUGUCCAGGAGAAGAAAAAGUCCACCAUCUGGCAGUUCUUCAGCCGCCUCUUCAGCUCCUCCUCCAGUCCCCCUCCAGCCAAGCGGGCCUACCCCUCAGUGAACAUCCACUACAAGUCGCCCACCGCAGCCGGCUUCAGCCAGCGCCGCAGCCAUGCCAUGUGCCAGAUCUCGGCAGGCAGCCGGCCCCUGGAGUUCUUCCCCGAUGACGACUGCACGUCCUCCGCCCGGCGGGAGCAGAAGCGUGAACAGUACCGCCAGGUGCGCGAGCACGUGCGCAACGAUGACGGGCGGCUGCAGGCCUGCGGCUGGAGCCUGCCGGCCAAGUACAAGCAGCUGAGUCCCAACGGGGGCCAGGAGGACACACGGGUGAAGCACGUGCCUGUCCCCGUGUACUGCCGCCCUCUGGUGGAAAAGGACCCGACCAUGAAGCUGUGGUGUGCUGCGGGGGUCAACCUGAGCGGGUGGAAGCCAGGCGACGACGCUCCUGGGAACAGCAUCAAGCCCACACCAGGCUGUGACCCUCUGACCUGUGACCGGGAAGUGGAAGGCAGCGAGCCCAAGAGCACCCACACGUCUCCCGAGAAGAAGAAGGCAAAGGAGCUUGCCGAGGCGGACGCCACCUCCAGCCGGGUAUGGAUCCUCACCAGCACCCUGAGCACCAGCAAGGUGGUCAUCAUCGAUGCGAACCAGCCAGGCACCGUGGUGGACCAGUUCACCGUCUGCAACGCCCACGUGCUGUGCAUCUCUAGCAUCCCGGCGGCCAGCGACAGUGACUACCCCCCUGGAGAGAUGUUCCUGGACAGCGACGUGAACCCCGAGGACUCUGGCACGGACGGCGUGCUGGCCGGCAUCACCCUGGUGGGCUGUGCCACCCGCUGCAACGUGCCUCACAGCAGCUGCUCCUCCCGGGGGGACACCCCGGUGCUGGACAAAGGGCAGGGGGAGGUGGCUGCUGUUGCCAAUGGGAAGGUCAACCCGUCCCAGUCCACAGAGGAGGCCACGGAGGCCACAGAGGUCCCAGACCCUGGGCCCAGCGAGUCAGAAACGGCUGCAGUGCGUCCUGGGCCCCUCACGGAGCACGUCUUCACCGACCCGGCCCCCAACCCAUCCUCGCCUACGCAGCCCGGCAGUGAGGACGGCCCGCAGCCUGAUGGUGGCAGCACACAGCCUGAGCCAGAGUCCAGCGGAGACCCAGUCGGGACAGGCAACAGCGCGGCGCCCACCAUGUGGCUGGGCACCCAGAACGGCUGGCUUUACGUGCACUCUGCCGUGGUCAACUGGAAGAGGUGUCUGCACUCCAUCAAGCUGAAGGACUCCGUGCUCAGCCUGGUGCACGUCAAGGGCCGCGUGCUGGUGGCGCUAGCAGACGGGACUCUGGCCAUCUUCCACCGUGGUGAAGAUGGCCAGUGGGACCUGAGCAACUACCACCUGAUGGAUCUGGGCCACCCGCACCACUCCAUCCGCUGCAUGGCUGUCGUGUGCGACCGCGUCUGGUGCGGCUACAAGAACAAGGUGCACGUGAUCCAGCCGAAGACCAAGCAGGUGGAGAAGUCGUUCGACGCACACCCGAGGCGGGAGAGCCAGGUGCGGCAGCUGGCGUGGAUUGGCGACGGGGUGUGGGUGUCCAUCCGCCUGGACUCCACCCUGCGGCUCUACCACGCCCACACCCACCAGCACCUGCAGGACGUGGACAUCGAGCCCUACGUCAGCAAGAUGCUGGGCACCGGCAAGCUGGGCUUCUCCUUCGUGCGUAUCACGUCCCUGCUCAUCGCUGGCAGCCGCCUCUGGGUGGGCACCGGCAACGGCGUCGUCAUCUCCAUCCCCCUGACCGAGACUGUGGUCCUGCACCGAGGCCAGCUCCUGGGUCUCCGAGCCAACAAGACAUCCCCCACAUCUGGGGAGGGGGCCCGCCCAGGGGGCGUCAUCCAUGUGUACGGGGACGACUGCAGUGACAGGUCGGCCAGCAGCUUCAUCCCCUACUGCUCCAUGGCCCAGGCCCAGCUCUGCUUCCAUGGGCACCGCGAUGCCGUCAAGUUCUUUGUCUCAGUGCCGGGGAAUGUGCUGGCCACCCUCAACGGCAGCGUGCUGGACAGCCCAUCAGAGAGCCCUGGGCCUGCCGCCCCUGCCUCAGACGCGGAGGGCCAGAGGCUGAAGAAUGUUCUGGUGCUCAGCGGCGGGGAGGGCUACAUCGACUUCCGCAUCGGGGACGGAGAAGAUGACGAGACGGACGACAGUGCAGGAGACAUGAGCCAGGUGAAGCCCAUGCUGUCGAAGGCGGAGCGGAGCCACAUCAUCGUGUGGCAGGUGUCCUACGCUCCAGAGUGAGCGCCCUGCCUGCACAUAGGCCCGCCCUCCCGGCUGGCGGCAGUCCGACACCCCUAAGUGAGCCCACCCGCCCUGCCUUGUACAUAGGCCCCGCCCACCUGCCCUCCCCCUCCAGGCAGCCAGGCCCCCGCCCACCCCUAACCUCUCAACUUGCAGCUUUCACCUGAGGUCCAGGCCCUCCAGCUGGCAGGGAGUGACUGGGGUGGCUGGGAGGGGGAGCCAGUAACUCCUGGCUGGCCCCAGCCCACAGUCAAGCCCCUGGGCAUCUUAGGGCCAGAGCAAGGUGGGGUCUGAGGUGGCUGGGGGCAGCCCUGGGCUCCCCACUCCCCAGGUCCCCUCUGGCAGAAAGCAGGGGCUCCAUGCUGCCAAGUCCUCCCGUCCUGAGACCCCUGCCUUUGCAUGCUGCUGUGGGGUAGGGUCCCCCAUCUGCCAGGCCCUUGCUCUGCCUAAGGGAGCAGGGCCAGUGACUAGCCUUUGCCCAGGGAGGUGCCUCCUCUGGGGCAUCCCCCAUGCCUGUUCCUUCAGCCCCUGCCCGUCCCCUCACCUGGGGACCUGGCAUGAACUCCCUGGGGCAGCUGUUUGAGACGAGACCAGGUGACCGCUGGAGCCUGGAGCCUCACCAGCCGUCACUGUGUCCCCCAGGCUUCUGUCGCCCUGGAGUCCUGCCCCUCCCGGAAGCCCUUAGGGUGGAAUUUCUCAGGCUGCCAGGGCAGGCCCAGGCCUCAGGAAGAAGGGGAGGCCCCUGGCCCUCAGGUUGACAAGGGAUGGCUUGCUCUUGGGGCUUGCCUCCUGCGUGGGCUCCAAAGGAGCCCAGCUCCCAGACACGCUAAGUGCCUAGGGCUGCCUGCUGGCGGAAGCUUUCAACAGCCAG